Messenger RNA from Saccostrea cuccullata (small rock oyster), 1882 nucleotides. RefSeq names its product alcohol dehydrogenase [acceptor]-like. The transcript has 11 exons. Gene Ontology annotation, molecular function: oxidoreductase activity, acting on CH-OH group of donors; flavin adenine dinucleotide binding. The record is from RefSeq and is a predicted model, not a curated record. NCBI's taxonomy places the organism in Eukaryota, Metazoa, Mollusca, Bivalvia, Ostreida, Ostreidae. Bases 2 to 1822 code for a protein of 606 amino acids.
UAUGGAUCGAUCAUAUACUGUGUUGAUGCUUUUAUUUGCUGUUUUUGUGUAUUACUUCAUGAAUACAAAACACAAAACGAGUGAAGAAGCAAACAUCGUCUUUAACAGCACAUACGACUAUAUAAUAGUUGGAGCUGGAUCAGCCGGCUGUGUUCUUGCUAACAGACUUUCUGAAGAUUUAGGGUCUUCCGUAUUAAUAGUAGAAGCCGGAGGAUCAGAAAACGAGAACGAAAUUAUGCAUAUUCCUAUGGCAAGUGGAGGUUUGCAGAAUACGAAACAAGACUGGGCCUUCAGAACAGUCCCUCAAAAGAACGCAUGUCUUGGUUUAAAAGACAAGAGAAGUGCUCAAGCGAGAGGGCGUGUUCUUGGUGGAAGUGGUUCCAUUAACUAUAUGCUGUAUAUGAGAGGCAGUCGCCAUGACUUUGAUGGAUGGGAAAAGGAAGGUGCCGAAGGAUGGAGCUACAAGGACAUUCUACCAUAUUACAUUAAAUCAGAGGAUAUUCAAAUACCAACACUAAAAGAUUCACCUUACCAUGGAAAAGGAGGUCCAUUGACAGUUAGUGAUGGAACAGCCACUUCACUGAGCGAAGUGUAUAAACGGGGAUUGAAGGAGCUAGGGUACUCUGUAGUAGACUGCAAUGGGAAAAGCCAAAUAGGCGUCUGUCAAGCACAAGAAAACAUCAGGAACAGGGAAAGAUGGAGUACUGCUAAAGCUUUUCUCAGACCUGCCAUGGACCGACCAAAUCUUCAUGUGGCAGUGAACUCCUAUGUUACCAAGAUUUUAAUAGAAAAGAAGAAGGCAGUGGGUAUAUCACUUAUGAGAGACAACUUAAAACAUGUAAUAAAGGCAAGGAAAGAAGUUAUUAUUUCUGCUGGUGCCUUCAAUAGUCCACAGAUUCUAAUGUUGUCAGGCAUCGGACCAAAGAACCACCUACAAACAUUAGGGAUAUCAUUGAUUGCCGAUUUACCAGUUGGAGAAAAUUUAGAGGAUCAUUUAAUGGUACCGUUGCUUUUCAGGGAUAACACGUCCUCGGCAUUUCAACAGUCAAUGUUCUCAGUUUUCCAAUACUUAGCAUUCAAAUCAGGUCCUAUGUCUAAGUCACAUGCGGAGACUCACGCAUUUCUGAAAGAGGAUGGUUCCUUGCUUCCAUACAUGCACAUGGCGUUCUACAGUCUGCUUUCAAUGCCUUCUAUUGCCUAUGACUUUACAAAAAUUAUGAACUGGGAUCCAAAGAUCACCGAGGGUGUAUAUAAAGCGUACACGGACUUCAUCAGCAAUGGAGGAAGCUUCUUCACCGAAAAUAUACUUCUUCAUCCCAAGAGUAGAGGAACCAUCCGCCUCCAGAGUACCGAUCCCUUUGAUCCACCCCUUAUAGAUCCGAAUUACUUGGAUCAUCCAGAUGAUAUGAAGACAUUGCUGAAAGGAGUGGAACAGUUUAUGAAGCUAGCUAACACAGAAGCAUUCAGAUCAAUUGGUGCCUCACCAUCAGACCCCUAUGAGGAGUAUUAUCCUCCAUGUAACGAGCUACAAUACCCUUCAGAGGAGUAUUGGGUCUGUAGAAUCAAGCACUACGCCUCUGGCGUAUGGCAUCCAACGUCUACUUGUAGAAUGGGGGCAUUAGAUGAUCACACAGCUGUUGUUGAUCCACAACUAAGGGUUAAAGGUAUACAGAAUCUUCGUGUGGUCGAUGCAUCUGUCAUGCGUCAUGUUACCUCUGGAAACACAAAUGCUCCAACAAUAAUGAUAGCAGAAAAAGCGGCCGAUAUGAUUCGAGGAAUAGAUAGUGUUAAAAAUAUUCGUAAAAAAAUUAAUCAUUUAUAAAUUUUUAUGAAAGAUGAGGCGCGCAUUAAAAAAAUCUAUGCAUGUGUUUACACAGUUGCA